UGAAAAGGUAAUUGAUAAGUUUCCCAUACAUAUCAUUUAUUUAAAGAACUCUUGUAGAUAAAUUAGAAUGGAAAAAUUGCACCCAAAAAAGUCGUAUAUUUAUAUUAACACAAAUUACGGAAUUGAACAGAAUGUGUUAAUUCCUUGCGACGAUCCUGUAAGUGAAUUAGUGUACAUUUUGAUGAUCAAACAUAAUCUUCCAGUUUAUGUUGUAAACGAAUUAACUGAAGAUCUUGAACAUUUCAUUAAAGAAAGAAGUACAGAAUAUUUUAAUGAUGAAACCACAAACUUAAUCAACGACACACGAGAAAACAAAAUAAAUCUGGAAGAAAUUACUAAAGAAUGGGAGAGAGUUUUAAAAGAAGAAAUGGCUGAAUAUGGUGAACGACGGUGCGCUUCAGAUGAUGAGCUAUUCGCAACAGCUUAUCACAAAAUGGUUCAUUCUCCAGCGUUAGAAACUAUGCUUCAACUAGAACAUAUGUAUUCAAAAACUGUUAGACAAAAGACAGAAGAAAAAAAGAUAUCAGUUCAGGAAUUAUCUGAGCAGCAGAGUCAAGAAAUGAAUAAUGCUGUUGAUAGGUUAGAAAAAGAUAUGACAGAAACAAAAAUCAAUGAAUUAGUAGCAAGACAUUAUGAAACACAUGCUUUACUUCAGGCAAAGUUAAAUAGUGAACUAGAUACCUUAAAGGAAGCACAGAGGAGGGAAUAUAGAGAGUGGUUGAUGCAAAUGCUUGAACAAAACCAAACAAAUAAUUCCUUGCCAACACCUAACUCUCCUCUAACACCUACUGAAAUGCCAAUUUUGUCUAAUAAUGUAGAACGAGAACAAGAUGUGCCCAUUUUAGAAGAAAGUUUUACUAUUCAUUUAGGUUCCCAAUUAAAACAGAUGCAUAAUAUUAGAAUUUUAUCAGCAAAUGUAAUGGAUCUGUGUGCAGUUGAAGAUAGUAAACAGUCUUCUGAGCCCAAACCACAAUUACUACAGACAGCACUAGCACUUUAUUCUAAUGAUCUAUCGGGACUUGUUUUAUUAGCGGAUAAUAAAAUUGGUUCAAGAUGGACACAAGAGUUUCAAGAAAUCUGUCAAAAGUCCACAGAAUUUCAUUUUCCCCAUAUAGAAGACCAGCUAGAUAAGAUAUCAAAUAUAGCUCAGAAAUAUUUAAAAAGUGACCAUAAGAGCGAAAGUCGAAAUUCUAAUAGUGAAUUACUUCAGCCUGGUGAUUUUUACAUUACAAGACACUCUAAUUUGGCUCAAGUUCAUGUUAUUUUUCACAUGGUGUCAGAUGAUAGUCUAAGAGGUAAUGAUAUAAAUAGUAGACACCCAGUGGUACUUGGUUUAAGAAAUAUUCUUAAAACUGCAUGUUCUAAUGACGUCACUUCUCUUACAAUUCCUUUAUUAUUACAAUAUGAGAUGACUGAAGAUAUGACAAUUUCAUGGUGUGAAAAACGUGCAGAACUGGUUUUUAAAUGCGUGAAAGGGUUUAUGAUAGAAAUGGCCUCCUGGGGUGGGUCAGAUCUAAAAAAUUUGCAGUUUAUGGUACCUCAAGGCAUAUCCAGUCAAGUAUUUCAGUCACUUACAGAGAUGCUUCCUAGAAUUUUUAAAGUUUCUAAUCCCAAAGUUCUACAAUAGGUAACAUGUUUGUAAAUAUAACUUGUUAAAGGAUUUUAGUCAUUUUUUACAGUUAGUUUAUUAAGAAGCAAUGCCAACUAUUUGUAUUAGCUCAUCAUCAUAUUAAUAUAGUGAAAGUAUUUACAGUAAAGAUCAAAGGGCACCUAUACAGGCUUUUAAAACCUAAUUCUGCAGACAGUGAGAGGCAAUCUCAGAUAGAAUGUUUUAAAUAUAUUUUUUUUUACCAGAGUUUUCCACUUAAGCAAAGAUAUUUACACUGUACUUUCUUUAAAAACAAAAAGACAAAUCUGUCAUUCACUGAAAUGGCUCUGGUUCAUGAAGUGAUAUUAUUUACCUAAUUUCAUUGAUGUAUUAUUCCACAUUUUUGUAUUUAUAUAUAUAAUAUUCCAUAUAAUAUUUAUUUUACAUUCUAUGUUAAGCAAUUAUUAUACAUAUAAAAACAUUUUAGAUAA
Messenger RNA from Diabrotica balteata, 2079 nucleotides. The record is from the annotation of a GenBank genome assembly. NCBI's taxonomy places the organism in Eukaryota, Metazoa, Arthropoda, Insecta, Coleoptera, Chrysomelidae.